CCCUUCUCUUUGCUAAGCCCCAUCAGCUUCAGCCUCCUUUCCUUAUUUUUCAGAUUGAUUCCAAUCCUCUCUGUUUUUUCAUAUCAUAUCAUAUCCCAACACUCUGUUUCCAUUAUGAAGACCCUUCACCAUUACAAACAGGGCAUCCCCACCAUUCUCCCUUCUUCAGAUCUCCAUUCCCCCACACUCCCUCCCCCUUCCUUGAGAAGAACUCUCUCCGCCGACAUGUCCUCCACCAAAUGCUUCUCCUCCAUCAGGAAAGUCGCUUCUUCCCAAGCAUUCUCUCUCCCCAACCACAACCACGACCACAAGAUUCACGAGUCUCGAAAACACCGGGAUCCUGAUUCUUGGAGUUCAAUUCUGCUUCACAACUCUGUUUCCGAUCCUCCCAAAUCCACUAUUUCUGUUCCCUAUGUUCAUCCUCUUCUCAAAAAAACUUCUCACUCUCUCAGUGAAAUGAGUCUUCAGAUUUGCACCGAGAGCCUUGGAUCUGAAACUGGCUCCGAUGCCUUCUCCUCCUCCGAGGAUGGAGACUUCGAUGAACUGAUGGCGAAAACAGAGUACCCUCAUAUACAUACUUCUGAAUGGAAGCCUGUCAAGUUUGGACGUAUAAAAUCGCCGCCGAGGUCUUUUCCGCCGCCGAUUUCUUCUCUUAAUUCCCCCGAUGGUGCGUCUGUUUGCAUUCAGUCUCGCCGGGAAAAUGGUCGAUUAAUUCUCGAUGCUGUCUCUGUUCCUUCUCGGAAAAACUUCCGUGCCGAACGCCGUGAUGGCCGUUUAGUUCUCUCUUUUCUUACAACUCCGGCGAAUUUAUUGGUUCAAGAGGAAGAAGAUGAGUUGGAGGAAUUAAUUGCUAGGGAGUUUGAGGAAGUGAAAGAAUCGGAAAUUGUUGGAGAGAGAGACGAUGAGAAUGAUUUGGAAGCCGAGGAAUUGGAAGUUCCGAUGGAGAAGGUUCCGAGAUUGCCGAGCUCUCUUAUGAACUUCCACCGAUUACCAUUGAUGGUGAAGAAGCCUGAUCGAUUCAUCAAUCGGAACCCGGCAUGGCCGAAGGAAAAGAAUGCUUCAGAGACACCAACUCUACUGUCACAGUCUCUUCCACCGCGUCCGCCGUCACUCACGGCGGCGACGGCUGCCGGUUCCCUGAAUGCAUACGAGUACUACUGGCGACCAAAAUCCACCGGAAAAUCAGCCGGAAUUCAAAACCCAAUUGGCCCACAACAAACUCAACCUAUCCAUAGCGUAACCCGCAAACUUAUUUCUUCAAACAAUCAAAUGGCGGAUGAGAAACAUCAAUUUUCUAUUCUGAGAGGAAACAGAGGAGAUUAUAUGGUUCCAUUGUCGAAUGGUUGUAAAGUGCCAAGAAGGUCUGUUCUUCUCCGGGAGCCCUGCUGCAUUGCCACCACCUGAGCCACCGCCGGCGUUCACCGGAAAAACCCAUAUCCUAAUCUCCAUACAUAUUGAUUCUGAAUUGUUAAAUCUCAGCCAUUUCUUUCCUAUUUACCCAAAAAGCAAUAACAGAGAGGCUAUCGAAGAAGACGAUAGAAAAUUAUCUCAAAUUAGCAAUUAGAAAUUAGAAAAUCAAAGGGGGGGGAAAAGAAAAAGAAAAAGAAAGUGACCCCAAAAAGAGAGGGAAAAAAAAAAGUGUACAUUAUGAUUUCAUUUUAAGUUUGUGCGAUCUCUCAAAGCUGAACAAAAUCAUAGGCUGAUCUUUGACCCACUGAACUGUUUUCUUGUCUGUCCCAUACAUUUUGAUGGGUUUUUUUUUUUUCUUUUCUCAAAAUAACUUUUUUUUCUUUUUCUUUUUUCCUUGGUUAUGAUGAUCUAACCAAUGGGGUUUGAGUAUGAGUCUAGUCUGUGUCAAUUGAUCUUCCAUUUUUGCAACAUCAUAAUCCAACACUGAUAUGGGGUUGCUUUA
This is a messenger RNA of Benincasa hispida (wax gourd), 1912 nucleotides long. Its product is annotated as protein FAF-like, chloroplastic. The record is from RefSeq and is a predicted model, not a curated record. Lineage: Eukaryota; Viridiplantae; Streptophyta; Magnoliopsida; Cucurbitales; Cucurbitaceae.